CUUCUGGGAAAGCGAGGAGCCUGGCUGCUGCUGCUGCGGCCGCCUCCUCCUCCUCCUCCUCCUCCCUCGCCGGCCGCCAGGUGACAGUUGAUUGCUGCCGUCUCCGCCUCCGGAGCGAGGCCGAGCAGCCGGGCGGCGCGGGGGAGAGACGCCGCCCGCCAGCAUGGACGGCAGGGCCGCGGCGGGGCCCUCCGCCGUGGAAAGCGCAGGAGGAGCCGGAGCCGGAGCAGGCCCCGCUCUGGCGCGGAGACCCACCCGCCUGCUGCCGUCGGGGCCGCCGCCGGUGGUGGCUGCUGCCGCCGCUGCUGCUGCGGCCGCCGCGGCAGGAGGGACGCCGUCGAGCGGGGCCGGCUCUCGGCAGCCGAGCGUGGAGACCCUGGACAGCCCCACAGGGUCCCACGUUGAAUGGUGUAAGCAACUCAUUGCUGCUACAAUUUCUAGUCAGAUUUCAGGCGCUGUGCCCUCAGACAGUGUAUCCAGAGAGUACAGGGUAUACAGGAGGCCCACUAUACGGGAGAUUCAGGAUGGACACAAUGGCUAUCCUUCUGACGCAGAAGUUGAUCAGGUGGCACUGAGGGAUGGGAACAAACUUGCUCAGAUGGAAGAGGCUCCACUUUUUCCUGGAGAAUCCAUCAAAGCUAUCGCUAAAGAUGUUGUGUAUAUCUGUCCAUUUAUUGGAGCCAUCAGCGGUACCUUGACAGUGACGGAAUUCAAAAUGUAUUUCAAGAACGUUGAGAGGGAUCCGCAUUUUGUUCUUGAUGUUCCUCUUGGAGUGAUAAAUAGGGUGGAAAAGAUUGGAGUGCACACCCACGGAGACAACUCCUGCGGCAUAGAAAUUGUUUGCAAGGAUAUGAGAAAUUUGCGGUUUGCUUAUAAACAAGAAGAACAUAGACUGGAGAUCUUUCAAAACCUUAUUACACGAGCAUUUCCUCUUUCUCAUGGGCUGUCAUUCUUUGCGUUCAGCUAUAAAGAAAAAUUUCCUACUAAUGGCUGGAAAGUCUAUGAUCCCAUGGCAGAGUAUAAGAGGCAGGGUUUACCCAAUGAGAGUUGGAAAAUAUCCAAAAUUAAUAGCACGUAUGAACUUUGUGAUACGUAUCCUGCCAUUCUUGUUGUACCAACCAGUGUAAAAGAUGACGACCUCUCCAGAGUAGCAGCAUUUAGGGCUAAAGGCAGAGUACCGGUCUUAUCCUGGAUCCACCCGGAGAGCCAGGCCACCAUCACACGCUGCAGUCAGCCCCUUGUGGGCCCAAGCGACAAGCGCUGCAAAGAAGAUGAGAAAUUCCUGCAAACCAUCAUGGAUGCCAAUGCUCAGUCCCACAAGCUCUUCAUCUUUGAUGCCAGACAAAACAUUGUUGCCGAUACCAAUAAGGCAAAAGGUGGUGGUUAUGAAAGCGAAAGUGCCUACCCAAAUGUGGAAUUUAUCUUCCUGGAAAUCCCCAACAUCCACGUGAUGAGAGAAUCUCUGCGUAAGCUGAAGGAAAUCGUUUAUCCUACAAUUGAUGAAUCCCGGUGGCUUUCCAAUGUGGAGAGUACCCACUGGCUGGAAUAUAUACGGAUGCUGCUUGCGGGAGCAGUGAGAAUAGCUGACAAAAUUGAAUCUGGCAAAACAUCCGUGGUGGUUCACUGCAGUGACGGUUGGGAUCGCACCACUCAACUGACCUCUUUAGCCAUGCUGAUGUUGGACAGCCAUUACAGAACCAUCAAAGGUUUUGAGGUCCUCCUGGAGAAGGAAUGGAUAAGUUUUGGACACCGGUUUGCUGUGAGAGUAGGACAUGGAGAUGAUGAUCACGCUGAUGCUGACAGGUCUCCCAUGUUCCUUCAAUUCGUUGAUUGUGUUUGGCAAAUGACAAAGCAGUUUCCAGCCGCAUUUGAAUUCAACGAGCUGUUUUUGAUCACCAUUUUGGAUCAUCUUUAUAGCUGUCUCUUUGGCACCUUUUUAUACAACUCUGAACAUCAGCGAAUAAAAGAGGAGAUCAGUGCAAAGACCGUCUCUCUGUGGUCCUACACGAACAGCCAGCUCGAUGAAUUCAGCAAUCCUUUCUAUGUGAACUAUGAAAACCACGUCCUGUAUCCAGUUGCCAGCCUAAGCCAUUUGGAAUUGUGGGUGAACUAUUACGUACGGUGGAAUCCACGGAUGAGGCCUCAGGUGCCAAUUCACCAGAAUCUGAAGGAGCUGCUCUGCAUCCGAGCGGAACUCCAGAAGCGGGUCGAGGAACUUCAGCGGGAGGCCACGACACGCUCCCUUUCGUCGUCUUCGGACCGCGGCUCGUCUCCCGCGGCCACCCCAGUGCAUACCUCCGUCUGAUAAGAGGACUGAACGUAAGGUACUCUUGUGGAUGUGAUCCUGCCAGCAGAAGACCGACUUACCACCACUGCCAUCGCCCCACGGACGGCAGGAUGACACCCUCUCCGACUUGUCCGUCACACUGAGGCCAGAAGGCGUCCCCUUGUGUGUCGCACGGAGGAGUAGGUGGCUGCUGGCUUGUGUGUUUGUGUGUGUGUGUUUGGUGGCUGUAGCUGAAUUUUGCAACGGGGAAGUUAACUCUUGAGCAAUCUGCAGCAAACCUCUCUGAAAGCAGGAAGCCAUCAGCCAGGCAGUGGGGCAGAGAGCUCUCUGCUGCCUCCCCAUGAGAAGCCCCAAGGGAUAGCCGAGCCCGUCAUGGACUAGAACAUGCCAAGGGGUCGUUCUUUCUUAAGGGGGAACCCAUCUGGUCUCCUUGGUACUUAAUACAUUUUUUUAAAAAAAAAAUCCACAGCAAACAUUAUGUUUCUUGGGACAGUUGUAGAAGAUCUGAUGCACUUUGAGAUGGAUUUAAUUUUAUACUCCUAUAGCCAGUUGUAUAUUUUGAAUAAACAUGCCAUUAAAGACGAA
Molecule: messenger RNA, 2872 nt
Organism: Hemicordylus capensis (graceful crag lizard)
Lineage: Eukaryota; Metazoa; Chordata; Lepidosauria; Squamata; Cordylidae
Gene: MTMR1
Product: myotubularin related protein 1
Exons: 17
Coding region: 164-2305 (713 amino acids)
Biological process (GO): dephosphorylation
Molecular function (GO): phosphatidylinositol-3,5-bisphosphate 3-phosphatase activity
Source: RefSeq, a predicted model, not a curated record